Molecule: messenger RNA, 780 nt
Organism: Didymella exigua CBS 183.55
Lineage: Eukaryota; Fungi; Ascomycota; Dothideomycetes; Pleosporales; Didymellaceae
Exons: 1
Coding region: 241-699 (152 amino acids)
Source: RefSeq, a predicted model, not a curated record
GCAAAUGACGACCCGAAACAGAUCUGACCAGCAAAGUGAAAUGCUGAAGAGUGGGAAGUGGACACAGGAAAAUCGGAAGGAGAAGAGGAAGCGGAAGAGCUGAGGCAGUCACUGGACCUAGCGUAAUGUGAAAGAAGCGAGAGCAACGUGGAGGGAGCAGGAGCAGUGCCACCGCAUUGAAAUCCGCGACGACGAGACAGCAAGAGCAUCGAUGAAUGCUUACAGCAAGAGCAUUGAAAAAUGCUUACCGACUCGAAUCUAUCUCGGGACUCAACCUGUGGAGUGUACACAGGUAUAUCCUCGCAGCCAAUCUGCUUUCUGGGCAACUGUCAGUGCUCCACAAACCCAGACCGUCUUACGACUUCCUUGCUUCCUAAGACCCCACUUGUUGACUACAACGAACUGUUGGGGCUGUCGGUACCAACUGUACUUCCACUUCGUCUUCCACUCAUGUUGUGCACCUCGCCUAUCAUGUGCUCAGGCCCAAGUCCAUGCAUAGGUACGCACCUUCGGCCGGGGAAGUGGAGGUACUGUGGCACAGCAUAUGCACAUCACCCGAGCAGUUCCACUUUCGUGGAGCGAUGUCGGGCCACGGCGUUCGACUGCUGGCAGCUCUCGAACGAGUCUUUGCAUGUCAUACAACUCGCGCUGCCACUUGCACCCAUCUUCGCAGAGGUGCGGCUGGAGUACCGGCCUUGAGUGGCUGACUACGGCAUGGCGGCCGACCGGACGGUAAGAUGGCACGAUGCUACCGGAUUGGGUACGUGACUGCUGAUCAGG